Messenger RNA from Anopheles coustani, 2548 nucleotides. RefSeq names its product NADH-ubiquinone oxidoreductase 75 kDa subunit, mitochondrial (gene ND-75). Lineage: Eukaryota; Metazoa; Arthropoda; Insecta; Diptera; Culicidae. The coding region runs from base 111 to 2297 and encodes 728 amino acids. Gene Ontology annotation, cellular component: membrane. The transcript has 5 exons. The record is from RefSeq and is a predicted model, not a curated record. Gene Ontology annotation, biological process: ATP synthesis coupled electron transport. Gene Ontology annotation, molecular function: NADH dehydrogenase (ubiquinone) activity; iron-sulfur cluster binding.
CUGUUCGGCUCGCAGGUGCAGCGGUCCUCGACGAGGAAAAACACAAUUUUUAUCGAAAUUCUUUCAUCGUUCCAUCGCCCAGCCACUUGGGAAACAGUCGACUAGACAAAAUGCUUCGCCUGCCAGUUACACGGGCCCUUGCCCUCGGGGCACGGUACCCGGUGCAGACGAUUGUGCGUACAUCGGCCACUACACCGGCAAAGCUGCCGGAAAAGAUCGAAGUGUUCGUCGACGACCAGUCCGUGAUGGUGGACCCGGGCACCACCGUUCUGCAGGCUGCGGCCCAAGUUGGUGUUGAAAUUCCCCGCUUUUGCUACCACGAACGUCUGGCCGUUGCCGGAAACUGUCGCAUGUGUCUGGUGGAGGUGGAAAAGUCGCCCAAACCGGUGGCCGCCUGUGCCAUGCCGGUGAUGAAGGGUUGGCGCAUCAAGACAAACUCGGAGAUGACGCGCAAGGCACGCGAAGGCGUCAUGGAGUUCCUGCUGAUGAACCAUCCGCUCGAUUGUCCCAUCUGCGACCAGGGCGGCGAGUGUGACCUGCAAGAUCAGGCGAUGGCGUUCGGUUCCGACCGUUCGCGCUUCACCGACAUCAACCACACCGGCAAGCGUGCGGUCGAGGAUAAGGAUAUCGGGCCACUGAUCAAAACCAUCAUGACGCGCUGCAUCCACUGCACGCGUUGCAUUCGCUUCGCUUCGGAGGUGGCCGGCGUGGACGAUCUCGGCACGACGGGCCGCGGUAACGAUAUGCAGAUUGGGACGUACGUGGAGAAGUUCUUCUUGUCCGAGCUGUCCGGCAACGUGAUUGACCUGUGCCCGGUCGGCGCACUCACCAACAAGCCGUACAGCUUCGUCGCGCGUCCCUGGGAGAUCCGGAAGAUCGAAUCGAUCGACGUGCUGGACGCGCUCGGCAGUAACAUCGUCGUGAGCACGCGCACCGGCGAGGUGCUGCGCAUACUGCCUCGCGAAAACGACGCUAUUAACGAGGAAUGGCUGUCGGACAAGUCGCGCUUCGCCUGCGACGGGCUGAAGCGUCAGCGAUUGAUUGCACCGAUGCUGCGCAACCCGAGCGGCGAUUUGGAGGCGGUCGAAUGGGAGUCUGCCCUAAUUACGAUCGCGCAGGCACUGCGUGGUGCUCCAAAGGGAAAGGUGGCCGCAGUCGCGGGCGGCCUUGCCGACGCGGAGGCACUCGUCGCGCUGAAGGAUCUGCUGAAUCGUCUCGGCUCCGAGACGCUCUGCACCGAGCAAAAGUUCCCGACGGACGGCUCCGGAACGGACUUCCGCUCGAGCUACCUUCUCAACUCAUCCAUUGCCGCCUGCGAGGAGGCCGACCUGGUGCUGCUCGUCGGCACAAAUCCACGUUACGAAGCGCCCCUCCUCAACACACGCCUACGCAAGGGCUACAUCCACAACGAGCAAAACAUUGCGCUCAUCGGUCCAAAAGUGGACCUUUCCUACGACUAUGAGCAUUUGGGAAGCGACACCUCGUUGAUUCGGGAGAUUGCAAACGGAAACCAUCCAUUCGCCAAGAAGCUGAAGGAAGCCAAAAAGCCGCUCAUCAUCGUCGGCGCUAACCAACUCGCUCGAAAGGACGGCUCGUCGUUCCUGACCGCCCUGCAUGUGUUUGCCAACUCCCUGUCGCCGGCGGAUAAAAAUUGGAAGGUAUGGAAUGUGCUGCAAACGAACGCCGCCCAAACGGCUGCAUUGGACGUGGGAUACACGCCGGGCAUGGAUGCCGUGAUUGAGCUACAGCCAAAGGUGCUGUUCUUGCUCGGAGCCGACGGCGGUGUGGUCGACAAGGAAAAACUCCCCAAGGAUUGUUUCAUCGUAUACCAGGGCCAUCACGGCGAUGUCGGAGCGCAGCAGGCUCACGCUAUCCUACCCGGUGCUGCGUACACCGAGAAACAGGGCACCUACGUAAACACAGAGGGCCGAGCCCAGCAGACGCUGGUGGCCGUCACGCCGCCGGGCCUGGCGCGUGAAGACUGGAAAAUUCUGCGCGCUCUGUCCGAGGUGGCCGGCACGCCGCUUCCGUACGACAACCUGGACGAGCUGCGGGCUCGCUUGGAGGACGUCGCACCGCAUUUGGUGCGCUACGGGCGACUGGAGGCGGCCAACUUCUUCAGCAUCGCCGAUGCGUUGCUGAAGAAUGCGUCAGUGAGCUUCGACGGCAGCAAGGUGGACGUCGGCCAGAAGAAGUUGUCCGACUUCUUUAUGACCGAUCCGAUUACGCGCGCCUCCCCGACCAUGGCCAAGUGUGUUACGGCGGCGAAGAAGCAAGCAACCCAGGCGGCGCAUUAGUCGGUGUCUGGUCGCCCGUUCGGUUUUGUUGUUUUUUUUGCUCCUUCCACGACACACGUUGAAGGUGAUUUUGGUAAUCGGAAAUCCUGCGGUACGAACCACGUGAGCAAAAAGAUAGAGGAUAUUUCAGCGUAGUUUAUCGAUUACCGAUAUUGCAAACCAUUGUAUUGACCGAAAUGGAUUCUUGUACAAUAGUAAACGCCCGUUGCUAAUCUACAUUUCAAUAAAAGCUCUAAAGAGCAGACACUCUA